UAACUGCUCAGUGUCAGCUGAACCCGCGGCAGCAGAGGGACACACAUUAAGGACUGCUGCCUAGGACCUGGUCAUCCUUUUGCACAGAAACUUGGGGUCCAUCACUGUUCUUUCUGGCCCUAAAUAGUCCCCAGCCAAGCAUGUAUUCACCCAUUCAGGAUUCUUCUUUCAGAAGUCCUCAAGAAGCAGAAGGCACUAACAAUGGCUAAAGCACAGGAUUUCAUGGGAACAGCUCCUUCUUUAGACCUGGGCAAGAAGGUGAGUGUUCCUCAGGAUCUCAUGGUGGAGGAGCUGUCUCUCCGUUCUAACAGAGGUUCCCUUCUGUUCCAAAAGAGACAGAGGAGAGUGCAGAGGUUUACUUUUGAGUAUGCAACCAAGCAUACCCAGAGCUCAGUCUCAGAAGGUGGAGGAAGUGAUUUGGGAACCGUGUCGUCAGCAGGACCACCAGCAGAGGUGGCUACCACCAUUGGCCCAGAUGGGAAGGAGAACUACAGGACAGAGAUACAAAUUUAUCCUACCCCACCUCCUGGGUCUGAGACAAACAGUCAGGAACUACCCCCAAGACGGGCUCCUAGUCCCAGUGCCCUGGCCUCGGGCUAUUCCAAGCCCCUGACGGGCAUCCCACCAGAAAAGUUCAAUCACACAGCCAUCCCCAAGGGUUACCGGUCCCCAUGGCAAGAGUUCAUUGGCUAUAAAGAUGGAUUCAAGGACUAUCAGGAGGACCAACUAAACCACACACCGAGUCUCUCAGACUACAGGAAUUUCAACAAGACACCAGUGCCAUUUGGAGGACCUCUCAUCUCUGAGACAUUCCCCAAAACGGAUACACUCUUCAUCCCAAAAGAACCCUUAAGUGGCCUGGAUCUCCUCAGCUACAGACCUAAUUUCAACCGAGUAGCCCAAGGCUGGGUGCGGUCCCUUCUGGAGUCAGAGGAAUUAUAACUUGAUCUUAAUUCUCAUAUUCCCACUGCUUUGCUUUAUUGGCUUGUUGGUAGGCACAGAGAUAUGUACUAAUACUGGUUAUAUAUAUCAGUAGUUCUGCCAUGGGUCAUAUUCUGAAUUCAGAAUAAGUGAAAUCUGAAAUCUACAUCUAAUGUGAGAGGGAUCAGUAUACUCUGAUUGCUAACCUAUUCUCUAAAUGAAGUUUCUCAAGGGCUCAAAACAAACUAGAAAAAUGAGAGAAAGAGUCUAAAUAUAACAGGACUAAUCAAUGAUAGUCCAAGUCUUUGCUUAGUGAGUUUUUAAAAAAACUGUAGCAUAAUUCUCAAUCAAGAUGAGCUUUAAAAAUUCUUCCAUAAAUAAGUAUGCGUGAGAUCACUGUGGAUGAUGGAAUGACCUAAGGGAAAUAAAGAACACCUCUCAAAGAUGUAUCAACCUUCUUAAUGAGUCAAAUCUGCCAAGUGAAACUUUCCUUAUCCCCGAGAAGAAGCAAUAUUAGAUCUCAGUGUUUGUAGUUCAAUACAAAAGUGAUUCUCAGCCCCUGCUUCAGAGAAAGCAUGAAUGGAAAUCCAUUCCUGUGGGUGCUUUUGGAUCUUAAAAUACAUUUAAUGCUAUACCUCAGGAAUUUCUAUGCUUAGCUUUGCAUUUAAAAUUGCAUUACCAUGAGAUAGAGACCAAUUAAUUAAAAUAUAUGUGACAUAUAUUGGGGGGUAAAAGGGAGACAGACUCAUGUAUAAUCUUUGCUGGUAAUCAAUUAUACUAAUAAAAAAUGACAGAGCACUU
Messenger RNA from Antechinus flavipes (yellow-footed antechinus), 1722 nucleotides. It is a transcript of the gene MYOZ3, whose product is annotated as myozenin 3. The record is from RefSeq and is a predicted model, not a curated record. Bases 202 to 942 code for a protein of 246 amino acids. Lineage: Eukaryota; Metazoa; Chordata; Mammalia; Dasyuromorphia; Dasyuridae. Gene Ontology annotation, cellular component: Z disc; actin cytoskeleton. The transcript is spliced from 7 exons. Gene Ontology annotation, molecular function: actin binding; telethonin binding; FATZ binding.